Messenger RNA from Toxotes jaculatrix (banded archerfish), 2973 nucleotides. Its product is annotated as low-density lipoprotein receptor-related protein 8-like. The record is from RefSeq and is a predicted model, not a curated record. The coding region runs from base 1 to 2973 and encodes 990 amino acids. NCBI's taxonomy places the organism in Eukaryota, Metazoa, Chordata, Actinopteri, Toxotidae. The transcript has 18 exons. Gene Ontology annotation, molecular function: protein binding; calcium ion binding.
AUGUGGACGGAUAUAAGGACGUUGCUAUUUUUUCAUUUGUUAGUCCUGAGGCUUCAUUUAUCGGAAGCAACGGAUGAGUGUGAGGAUGGACAGUUUCAGUGCAACAACAAAAGGUGUAUACCGACCAUCUGGAGGUGCGACGACGAUGACGACUGCUCAGACAACAGUGACGAAGAAAACUGUCCCAGGAAAACCUGUGCCCCUGCAGAGUUCGCCUGUUUGAAUGGUCAGUGUGUGCCAGGACGGUGGCGCUGCGACGGGGAACCAGAGUGUCCCGAUGGCUCCGAUGAGGCAGAGGAGACCUGCAGCAAACAGACAUGCCCUCCAGAGAAAUUUGACUGUGGGGGAUCCACCAACAAGUGUGUCUCGUUGUCAUGGAGAUGUGAUGGGGAGAAGGACUGCGAGAACGGGGCUGACGAGGAGGACUGCGCUUCCGAUGCCAAGGCCUGCCCCGACGGUGAGUUCAUGUGUGCCAACCGCAAGUGCUUGGCCACCGUCUACGUAUGCGACGGGGACGACGACUGCGGGGACGGCAGCGAUGAGCUCAAGUGCACCUCCCCUCUCACCUGCGGGCCCAACCAUCUCCGCUGUAACACCUCGGAGUGCGUGCCGCUCAUGUGGAGCUGUGACGGAGACCCCGACUGCUCCGACAGUUCGGAUGAGGGGCCAGAGCGCUGCGGCGGGGACGGGGUCCCGUACCUGCCUAACCGCAGGGCAAACUGCACCGCUGGAGAGUUUCGAUGUGCCAACGGGGAGUGCGUGCGACUGACCUGGAAAUGUGAUGGAGAUCCAGACUGCAAGGACAAGUCUGACGAGUCUGACUGUCCCCUGUUGACGUGUCGUCCCGAUGAGUUCCAGUGUGGUGACGGUUCCUGCAUCCAUGGCACCAAGCAGUGUAACAAGGUCCACGACUGUCCUGACCACAGCGACGAAUCUGGCUGCGUCAACGCCACCAAAUGUGAGGGACCGCUGAAGUUCCUGUGUAAGAACGGAGAGUGUAUUGAUAGCUCUAAGGUGUGCGACUCUGUCAAGGACUGCAAGGACCGAUCAGAUGAGCCCAAGAAAGAGUGCGGGCUGAACGAGUGUAUGAUCAACAAUGGCGGCUGCUCUCAUGUCUGCAUGGACCAACCAAUCGGCUUUGAGUGCCAGUGCCCCACCGGCUACCAGCUGCUGGACAAAAAGACUUGCGGAGACAUUGAUGAGUGUGAGAACCCUGACGCGUGCAGCCAGAUCUGCAUCAACUACAAGGGGGAUUUUAAAUGCGAAUGCUAUGAAGGUUAUGAGAUGGACCCCGUGACUAAGACCUGCAAAGCAGAGGGGAAGAGCCCUUACCUACUGUUCACCAACCGGCAUGAGAUCCGACGCAUCGACCUGGUGAAGAGGGACUACAGCCAGGUGGUGUCCACCCAGAAGAAUGCAGUGGCUCUGGAUCUGGACGUGGCCAACAACCGUGUUUUCUGGUGCGAUCGCUUUCACCGGAAAAUCUACAGCGCCUUCAUCCACGAGGCCAGUGACCCCUCCCAGCAGGUGCCGCUGGUGGAUUCGUCUCUGCAGACCCCUGUGGGCCUGGCUCUGGACUGGCUCCAACACAACCUGUACUGGACCGACUCUGGAGACAAAUCCAUCUCUGUGGCCUCAGUGGACGGCACCAAGAGACGUGUCCUCAUCAACACUGACCUUAGUGAGCCCCGAGCCAUAGCGCUGGAUCCCCACCACGGCUUUAUGUACUGGUCAGACUGGGGCACUCGAGCCAAGAUAGAGAAGGCCGGGAUGAAUGGAGUGGACCGACAGGUGCUGGUGGCUGAUAACAUUGAAUGGCCCAAUGGCAUCACUCUAGAUGUAGCCAACAGGCGUCUGUACUGGGUGGAUUCGAAGCUUCACCUCAUUGCCAGUGUGGACCUGAACGGAGCUCACCGCAGAACACACAUGUCGUCUGCAGAGAGACUGGGACACCCCUACGCACUGGCUGUUUUUGAGGAUCGGAUCUACUGGACAGACAGAGACAGGGCAGCGGUCUUCAUGGCCAACAGGCUGACCGGUCAAGACAUCCACACGCUGGCUGAAAACCUCAACGACCCCCACGACAUUGUGGUCUUCCACCAACUCCGGCAGCCACAAGGCCCAGACAGCUGUAAUCUGGGCAGCGUGGCCAAUGGAGGCUGUGAGUACUUGUGUCUUAAGGCUCCACAGAUAACCGAACACUCUCCCAAAUACACCUGCGCCUGCCCCGAUGGACAGGACCUGGGGCCCGAUAUGAGAGCCUGUGUGCCAGCAGCACCAAGAAAGGAGAUGCCACCGACGUCCACACCUCCCACUGGGCUUACUCCUGGCACCAGUGCAACUGUUGCUGAAGACUUCCUGCUGCCUUCGGGGGGCGUAUCACAGGCGGACGCCACUCCCCACUUGACCACAGCCCCCUCUGGCUCCCCAGAGCCCCUCACACCUCUGUCCACACUCAAACCCAUGUCUUCACAGGAGUCAAAGGCUUUGGGCUCCCACUCUACGGCCACCGCUAUGGUCAUCUCCACCACACCUGCAGGGGAUAGCAGCGUGUCACAACACUCUGGAGGUGAGCAUUUCCUCCUGGGCGAGAACUUGACAGUGGCUGUUUUGGGAGUGGUCAUCCCCAUCGUUCCUAUCGUUGCCACAGUGGUGUUCGGCCUCGUCUGUGCCGGAGUCUACCUGGUUUGGCGUAACUGGCGGCGCAACUCCACCAAGAGCAUGAAUUUUGACAACCCCGUCUACCGCAAGACCACCGGUGAAGGCGAGGAGGACGAGAUCCACAUCGGGCGGACGGACGGCAUGGGACACCACGCGCACCAUCACCCCUACCCGCAGGGCGUCGGCAUGGGAGUUGUGGGGGCAGGAGGUGGGACUUGCCCGCAGUUCAUCGCCUUGCCUCUCGGGGGCAGCAUGCCCGAUCCGGGGACUCACUGGUACACGGAGCAGCCCAUGCUCUCCACUGCGAAGUGA